AUGGGCUGGAUUAAUUAUAUUCCGAAAGACGCAGCAUCCACACGCACAAGGACGCAGCAUCCACAAGGUCAAGGACGCAGCAUCCACAAGGUCAAGGACGCAGCAUCCACAAGGACAAGGACGCACUAUCCACAAGAUCCACAAGGACAAGGACGCACUAUCCACAAGAUCCACAAGGACAAGGACGCAGCAUCCACAAGGACAAGGGCGCAGCAUCCACAAGGACAAGGCCGCAGCAUCCACAAGGACAAGGACGCAGCAUCCACAAGGACAAGGAGGCACCAUCCACAAGGACAAGGACGCACCAUCCACAAGGACAAGGACGCAGCAUCCACAAGACAAGGACGCAGCAUCCACAAGGUCAAGGACGCAGCAUCCACAAGGACAAGGACGCAGCAUCCACAAGGACAAGGACGCAACAUCUACAAGAUCCACAAGGACAAGGACGCAGCAUCCACAAGGACAAGGAGGCACCAUCCACAAGGACAAGGACGCAGCAUCCACAAGACAAGGACGCAGCAUCCACAAGGUCAAGGACGCAGCAUCCACAAGGACAAGCAGAUCCACAAGGAUAAGGACGCAGCAUCCACAAGGACAAGGACGCAGCAUCCACAAGGACAAGGACGCAGCAUCCACAAGGACAAGGACGCAGCAUCCACAAGACAAGGACGCAGCAUCCACAAGGUCAAGGACGCACCAUCCACAAGGACAAGGACGCAACAUCGACAAGGACAAGGACGCACCAUCCACAAGGAAAAGGACGCAGCAUCCACAAGGACAAGGACGCAGCAUCCACAAGGACAAGGACGCAGCAUCCACAAGGACGCACCAUCCACAAGGACAUGGACGCAGCAUCCACAAGGACAAGGACGCAGCAUCCACAAGGACAAGGGCGCAGCAUCCACAAGGACAAGGACGCAGCAUCCAAAAGGACAAGGACGCAGCAUCCACAAGACAAGGACGCAGCAUCCACAAGGACAAGGACGCACUAUCCAAAAGAUCCACAAGGAUAAGGACGCAGCAUCCACAAGGACAAGGACGCAGCAUCCACAAGGACAAGGGCGCAGCAUCCACAAGGAAAAGGACGCAGCAUCCACAAAGACAAGGACGCAGCAUCCACAAGGACAAGGACGCAGCAUCCACAAAGACAAGGACGCAGCAUCCACAAGGACAAGGACGCAGCAUCCACAAGGACAAGGACGCAGCAUCCACAAGGACAAGGACGCAGCAUCCACAAGGACAAGGGCGCAGCAUCCACAAGGACAAGGACGCAGCAUCCAAAAGGACAAGGACGCAGCAUCCACAAGACAAGGACGCAGCAUCCACAAGGACAAGGACGCACUAUCCAAAAGAUCCACAAGGAUAAGGACGCAGCAUCCACAAGGACAAGGACGCAGCAUCCACAAGGACAAGGGCGCAGCAUCCACAAGGAAAAGGACGCAGCAUCCACAAAGACAAGGACGCAGCAUCCACAAGGACAAGGACGCAGCAUCCACAAUGACAAGGACGCAGCAUCCACAAGGACAAGGACGCAGCAUCCACAAGGACAAGGGCGCAGCAUCCACAAGGACAAGGACGCAGCAUCCACAAGGACAAGGACGCACUAUCCAAAAGAUCCACAAGGAUAAGGACGCAGCAUCCACAAGGACAAGGACGCAGCAUCCACAAGGACAAGGGCGCAGCAUCCACAAGGAAAAGGACGCAGCAUCCACAAAGACAAGGACGCAGCAUCCACAAGGACAAGGACGCAGCAUCCACAAAGACAAGGACGCAGCAUCCACAAGGACAAGGACGCAGCAUCCACAAGGACAAGGACGCAGCAUCCACAAGGACAAGGACGCAGCAUCCACAAGGACAAGGACGCAGCAUCCACAAGGACAAGGACGCAGGAAUAACGAUAACAAAAGACUGGACAUCAACGAGGCCCCACACAUCAAAAAACGUAGUAAGAAAAGAAAAUUGAGUUACCGAACUCCGGCUCAUCCACAAGGACAAGGACGCAGCAUCCACAAGGACAAGGACGCAGCAUCCACAAGGACGCAGCAUCUACAAGGACGCAGCAUCCACAAGGACGCAGCAUCCACAAGGAAGCAGCAUCCACAAGGACAAGGACGCAGCAUCCACAAGGACGCAGCAUCCACAAGGACAAGGACGCAGCAUCCACAAGGACAAGGACGCACCAUCCACAAUGACAAGGACGCAGCAUCCACAAGGACAAGGACGCAGCAUCCACAAGGACAAGGACGCAGCAUCCACAGUGACAAGGACGCAGCAUCCACAGUGACAAGGACGCAGCAUCCACAAGGACGCAGCAUCCACAAGGACAAGGACGCAGCAUCCACAAGGACGCAGCAUCCACAAAGACGCAGCAUCCACAAAGACGCAGCAUCCACAAGGACAAGGACGCACCAUCCACAAUGA
This is a messenger RNA of Procambarus clarkii (red swamp crayfish), 2421 nucleotides long. The record is from RefSeq and is a predicted model, not a curated record. NCBI's taxonomy places the organism in Eukaryota, Metazoa, Arthropoda, Malacostraca, Decapoda, Cambaridae.